Carica papaya (papaya) is the source of this 802-nucleotide messenger RNA. Lineage: Eukaryota; Viridiplantae; Streptophyta; Magnoliopsida; Brassicales; Caricaceae. The record is from RefSeq and is a predicted model, not a curated record.
UACUACGAGUCUCUAUCCAGCGAUAAUAAUAAGAGCGGUACCGCUACUUCUGCCAACAAUAGCGGUAACAACAAUAAAGUUAAAGCCGAUAGAGGAGGAUUUGAUUGGGACCUCAACGCCGAUCAGAGAUUGAAUCAGCAAACCAAUCGGACUGGGAACUUAUUUUCUUCCUCCAUGGGUUUGCAGCGGCAAUCGAGUGGGAGCAGCUUCGGAGAGAGCUCCCUAUCUGGGGAGUACUAUGUGCCUACGCUGUCUACUUCUGCGGGAAACGAGAUCGAUGCAUUUGGAUACGUUCAGGAUGAAGGGUUUAAGUUCGUUGUGGGCGGGGGAGGAGAGUUGAGAGCUAAAGCGGCGGAGGCGGCGGGCGGGUCGUCUUCUGGGAAGAGCUGGGCACAGCAAACAGAAGAGAGCUACCAGUUGCAGUUGGCGUUGGCGUUGCGGCUCUCGUCGGAGGCCACUUGCGCGGACGAUCCGAAUUUUUUGGAUCCGGUUUUUGAUGAGUCCGGAUUGAGAACAGCCUCGUCCAGCUCGGCAGAAACAGUGUCGCAUCGGUUCUGGGUAGGGUUAUCCCUGGUCUUAUAUUAAGAGUUUGAUUCUGUUUUGGAUAAUAUAUCGGGGGUGCUUGUGAGUUUGUUAGUAUCUCUUUGAAUUAUCUAUGAACUAUGCUGCACUUUAUCUUUGUAUUGGGAAUUGAAUGAUAAUCAUUUCAGGUUUUCUAAAAUGUAGAAUGCUCUGAGCUGAAGAGAUCUAGUUUCUAGAGUUAUUAAACGCACUAAUUAGAAUUAGGGGGAUGUGGUUUAAG